Molecule: messenger RNA, 1992 nt
Organism: Kuraishia capsulata CBS 1993
Lineage: Eukaryota; Fungi; Ascomycota; Pichiomycetes; Pichiales; Pichiaceae
Exons: 2
Coding region: 1-1992 (663 amino acids)
Biological process (GO): regulation of DNA-templated transcription; DNA-templated transcription
Molecular function (GO): zinc ion binding; DNA-binding transcription factor activity, RNA polymerase II-specific; DNA binding
Source: RefSeq, a predicted model, not a curated record
AUGGAGAGCGCAAGUGGGAAACGCCAAGCACGAAUUCUAUCGACCGCUUGCUCGUUUUGCAGAAAGAGAAAACGGAAGUGUGAUGGUCAUCAGCCUUGUUCGAACUGUAUCAAGUAUAAGAACGAACGCAAUUGCGAGUUCGCGAGUGAUCAGGACAAGAGAAAGUGGAAAUACGACUCCGCAUAUGUGGAUUAUCUGGACGUUAAGAGUGACAUAUUACACCAAUACGCCGCAGAGUUGAUCAAGAACAACCCAGAAAAGGCCCAAAAGAUGAAUGUCGAUAUUAACAAGCUGUAUCCACCCAUGCCAAAGCUUUCGAGGUCUGUCACUUCGUUGCCGUUUGGAGUUAAUUCCAGUGCUUUAGAGGAGAUUGUAUCGACUGCAUGGAGAGUCAGGAAGGAUGACAAGGGAAAAACAGAGUUCUACGGACCUCUUUCGGGAAGACAGCAGGUGAUUGAACAAGACGACGACAAACCCUCGGAGCUGGAAUCGACUGGGACGGAUGUGACUUUCACGAACAGUGCGUUCAGAAGCCAUCUUUUGGACCUGUUCGAGCUCCAUUUUGGUUUUUACUUUUACAUCUCCGAGCUCACUUUGAGCGAAAUGAGGGAAUGGUCUUUCCCGAACCAGGAAUUGGACAAACACCUAUUGUUGUGUGCGGUAUUUUCAUAUGCGGCGCUAUAUUCUGAUCACAAACAUACCUCUGGGGCCUUUUUAGCAGAAGCUGAAGCCGUGGCCCUUUCCGCUUGUAGAGGUCAACUCAACUACAGAGUCUUGCAGGCUUUGCUGAUAUUAUCAUGUUAUGAGCUUGGAAUGGCUCAUGACUCUGUUUCGUGGCUUUUUGAUGCGAUGUGUGCCUCGCAGACCCAGUUCAUGGGUCUUCAUCUUGGAGAAGGACAGCGACCUGAUGAUCCCAUCUCUUUUUCCAACCAGAUAGUUUCCAUGUCGCCCGUGAAAUCAGCCUUGUUCUGGUCCAUUAUCCUGCAGGACAGGUUUAUCACUACAGUAUUAGGACGCGGAUGUCGUAUCCAGUAUUUCCGCAUCCAGGCUCCCUUCUAUUCUCCAAGGCUGUCUCUGGAAGCUGGUGGAGAUCUAGCACUUUCGGAAUCCACAUUCGCUCUCCAUUCUAAGUUAUGGUACAUUCAUGAUCGGAGCAUGAGUCAGAUCUACUCUUUCAAAGCAGAUUAUCUCCAUAACUCGCACAGGCUCAUUCUUGUCAAACAAGGCUUUAGUUCCCUUCAAGUCUUGUAUAACUCCUUUCCGGAGAAGGCAUUGCUGAAACCCGACACCACGGACAGAAGGGUGCUGCUGCUGCACCUAUCAUACUACGUUGUGUUAAUCCUUUUGCAUCGGUCAUACUUGAGUCAAAGCCCUGCUGACAUCAUGUCGGUUCUGAUACAGGAUUGUGAUAAGGCUGCGAGAUUGGUACAGCGGUUCAACUACUUGUAUGGAUUCGACCAGGCCCCUUACUUUGCAGGCUAUCUUAUCUUUCAAUGUGCGAUGUUUGACCUGUUUGUAAUGGCCAACCAAGACGAACAUAUCAAGAAAGGAUCCGCGGAAAGAAUGGGCAUCUAUGUUAGAGGUCUGCUUAGCUUUGGAAAGGUCUGGCGCAGAGGGGUGAAGGAUAUCAGGGUUCUGUCAUUAUUGGCAGACAAAUGGAAUGUGGUAUUCCCGCUCCUCAAAGAGGCUGAAGCUCUCACCAGAAGUGUGGGUGAAGCCUCUACUCCUGCAAGUAUGGACGAUCUCAAGGAAAACAUCCAGAAGUUUGACGAACAGUUCCAGCCAUACCAUGAUCACAUUUAUAACAACUUGAAGGUGGAGGAUGAGACAGAGAUGCCACAUCCACCGGAGUUUAUGGAUACGUUCAAUUUCAGCUUUGCUGGGGAAGAUAAUUCGAUGAUGACGCCAUCUUUGACGGAGGAAGACAGACGCACUUAUUUCUCUAGACCUCCUCCCCCAUCUUCCCAGUGGACCGGUAAUUUUUUUGGUUGA